Messenger RNA from Musca vetustissima, 473 nucleotides. RefSeq names its product large ribosomal subunit protein eL31 (gene RpL31). The coding region runs from base 97 to 471 and encodes 124 amino acids. Gene Ontology annotation, molecular function: structural constituent of ribosome. The transcript has 3 exons. Gene Ontology annotation, biological process: cytoplasmic translation. Lineage: Eukaryota; Metazoa; Arthropoda; Insecta; Diptera; Muscidae. The record is from RefSeq and is a predicted model, not a curated record. Gene Ontology annotation, cellular component: cytosolic large ribosomal subunit; ribosome.
UGACGUUUCCGAAUUUGACGUUUUUGCCUUUCUUUUACGUCAGGCUUUCAUUUCCGAUAGGACUUGGAAUAGCAGAUAAGCAUCUUCUUCAACAAAAUGGUUAAAGCUAAGGGUGAAAAACGCAACAAAUCCGCCAUCAAUGAAGUGGUGACCCGCGAGUGCACCAUUCACAUGUCCAAGCGUGUGCACAACAUUGGCUUCAAGAAGCGUGCUCCUCGUGCCAUCAAGGAAAUCCGCAAAUUUGCCGAAAAGGAAAUGGGCACCACUGAUGUCAGAAUCGAUACCCGUUUGAACAAACAUAUCUGGUCCAAGGGUAUCAGAUCUACUCCUUUCCGCGUACGUGUACGUUUGGCUCGCCGCCGUAACGACGAUGAGGACUCUCCCAACAAAUUGUACACCUUGGUCACCUAUGUCCCCGUCCCCACUUUCAAGAACUUGCAAACCGAAAACGUUGAAUCCAAUGACGAUUAAAC